Messenger RNA from Didymodactylos carnosus, 1284 nucleotides. The record is from the annotation of a GenBank genome assembly. Lineage: Eukaryota; Metazoa; Rotifera; Eurotatoria; Philodinida; Philodinidae.
AGAAAAAAUAUGUUGAAAAUAUUGAUCACAUUAACGCUGUUAAAAUAUUUAUGUGCAAUUGAUUUGCUUUGCUAUAAAAGUUUUACAGAAAUUCGUCAAGAACAUAAAUUGAUUGGAAAACAGUAUCAGUACUUUUUUUCAAACUCCGAAUAUUCGAAUAUUAUUGAUGGUUCACUGUCUUGGGAUGGAUCGCCAAUUCUAAAACAAGAAGUGUACAAUUCGGUCGAAAAUUUGAAAGGUCAGGAAGUAAUCGUACACCGGACAACUAAUUGUGGUGGUGAGGGACGCUGCGAGGAUAUCGAAGCAAAAAUUGUCGAUCCAAACACGUUAUUACUUGAAAAUACUGAAUCUGGCACAUAUUUUUAUGCUGAUAGCCGAAAUGUGGACUACAAAACGAAACCGCUUGAUGCUGGUACAACAUUAUCCAUUGACUUUGUUGAUCAGAAACCCAGAAACAGUGGCACAUUAUCCUAUUUGGUUCGUAGCAUAACAUGGACACCAAGAUAUGCAUUGUCAAUAUCAACCAAAGGAGUUUGUAAUCUAAAGUCAUACGCAAAUAUUCGAAAUAAUAUGCAACAAGAAUACUCCGUUGAAAAUACGCGUCUUCUUGGCGGCGAUGUUCCACUAGCAUCAUCUUAUUCUAGUUCACCAGUCAUACGAACAAUGGCACUCAGUAAAGCUGUGUCCACACAAGCUGACAGUGUUACUGCAGAUGGAAAUCAAAUGGGUAUCUAUUCGUAUACAUUUCCUCAAAAAUAUACACUGCGACCAGCAAGUACAAUCACAAUUCCCUUCGUUGACAUUCUCUGUGCUUGUGAUUUCUCUUAUGCGGCAUCGGUGAGUAUUGGCGCUACCGUCCAGAGAGGAACAUUUCAGCGAAGGUAUGCACUAACACCUAAUCAAUUUAUGCCAAGUGGUAUUGUGACAAUUCGAGAUCAACAGCUUUUAGUUGGCCAAGCCAACUUACCAGAUGUACCGGCCAACUACACUCAAAUUGUUUCAGUUGGACAAGAUUCGGAUGUACGUUAUUAUGUUGAAAGUAACUUGACAAGUAGUGAAGAGAAACCCGUUGUUCGAUAUUACAAUGUUCUUGUUACACUAUCAAAUUAUAAAGACAAAUCGGUUCAAGCCAAACUUGAAAUCUAUGGUGCACUUCAAACAAGUGUUAUCGACAAUACAAGUGAAGAUGUCUCUGUGAAAGGGAAUGUCAUUAGUGUAGGUACAAAUUUGAAAAGCAAGGGAAAUAGUACUUACGUGUUAUCUGUUCGUUUACAAUACAAUUAA